This is a messenger RNA of Amoebophrya sp. A120, 2840 nucleotides long. The record is from the annotation of a GenBank genome assembly. NCBI's taxonomy places the organism in Eukaryota, Dinophyceae, Syndiniales, Amoebophryaceae.
CUCACUUUUUGAUGUGUAUGCGUCAAUGCCGAUCUGGAGCUUUGACUUAAGAUCGAGCGCAGUACUUGUAUACCAAGAUGAACAUGAACAACAUGAACUCGCCCAUAACCCCUCGCUCGAAGUUCCUCGAGUACAAGUCCCUUGUCCAAGACGAUGCUUCUUUUUCCCGGCGAUACUUCGUGCCGCCGAAUCCGAAACUUUCCGGCAACAACGGGGUGCCGAUAAACCUCCGCUACCACACGGAUAACGUCACGGACGUGCGGUGGGUGUCGGACUUUGAAUGCCUCACCUGCAGCAUUGACUCCACGUUGUGCAAGUGGAACUUGGUGGAAGCUAGUGAAGCAGAUAAUGAGAACGGAGCCGGAUCGUCUUAUCCGAAUAGUCCAACCGCGGUUUCCUCUCCGGACUCAGCAGCCUACUUCGGAGCCGGCGGUGGAGGAUUGUCGCCAGAGAACAAUAACAGCAAUCCGCUUGUUGGUGGUACUAUGGCUUCUCUAGGGACUAAUAACAAUCAACAAACGAGUAACUCAGCCGCGGCGCAGAUAAACCUCGUCCCGGUGAAAACGGUUUCUGACGCGUCGGCAGAAGGUGUCUACUGCGUGGACGUGAUGGGGAAGACCAUCGCGACUGGGUCGAGCGGAAAGCAGCUGAAAUUAUACGGGCUAGACGAGCUGGAUUCCCUUGCGAGUUUGGACACGGAAUCGGCGGUUUACGCCGUGCGGUUUCGCGACCCACAGUUCCUGGUUUGCGGCACGAAACUGGGCUGUUGUAUGUUUUUCGACCCGGCGAGCGAAGCGUGCAUCUCGCAGAUCGAGGGGCUGCACAAGUCCGUGUUGCAAAGCGUCGACUUGUCGGAGAACAAUGGGGUGCUGACGGGAGGGAGUGAUGGUAAUUACGAAUUGAUGGUCAUGGAAAUGUUUACCGGGAGAUGAUUUACAAGGUGAAGAAGUGUGCGUUUGCUCUGUCUUCGCUGAGGAGACAUGCAUUGUAUCUGUUCGCAAAUUUUGCACCUCUUUGUACUGACGCAAGAUGAUAGCAAAAAACCCUCAAGGUAAAAUCUACCUCGUCGACCCUCGUGCGCAGAACUGGUCGCCGGCGAACUUUAGCUACGUGGCAGUUGAAAAAACCGCGAUUUACGCCGUUCGGUGGUGCGCCAACCCGAACUAUUUUCUCUCUUCCGGCGACAAUUACUGCAUUUCGCGGUGGGACGUGCGCAAAAUGUCCACGCUCUCGCGCCGCCGCGGGGAGCAAUCCGUGGUGACGAACUACUUUGGGCACAGCUCGGACGUGCGCUGUUUAGAGAUGCUGGGCGAAGAUUAUUUUGUGUCCGGCACGGCGGACGGGUCGCUUCGGAUCUGGCCCGUGGACGAGGUCGGGGCGAUUCAGGACACGCUCGUGCAGAACGAUUUCCAAAUCGAGAAGGCCGAAUCGGACCGUGCGGAGAUCGAAGUCAACGUGGUCGCCCACGCGCACAGUGAGCCGGGGCGGAAGAAGGUGCAGAAGAACCUGGAAUUACUCCACGAUUUGUACGACCGCACGUUUGAGCUGCAGGAAAUCUACAGCGAGAGGUCCGUAUCAAAUGCAAAAAUGUCUGGGUCUGGAAACUUGUGAUGCUGUGUGGCGUAUCAUGAGGAGGCGACAAUUGCUGGCUCAGCAUAGCAAGCUUCUGAGCUUCUAAGUGUUGCCUAUUCUGCAUGACAAACUACGUUUCUGCAUGACAGAAAAGUAGGGCUCUUUGGUAAUGUGCAUGACAGAAUUAAGAGUCAUGCCAGACAAGCAUGACAAACUUGCAUUCUUCCAGACCCAGACACUUUUACUUUUGAUAGUCCGCCUUGCAGUGUCUCCAAGCGACCUACCAGCUGGAUGCGCACAGCUCUAUCAAAUGUAAAAAUGUCGGGGUCUGGAAGAUUCUGAGACCUGCCAUGCAUGUUUUGCAUUGGCCAUGAUGUCUGUGGUGCAUGCCCUAGCAUCACGGAUUUUUUGAGGGCUUCGCGAUGCCUACUCCGCAUGACAAAUGCCCUCUCCGCGUAGCAAAAAUUGCAUUCCCUUUGCUGCUCAUGCAAUGCAGAUUUUUUUGGAAUCCAAAUUCAGCAUCACAAGUUGCAUCCUUCCAGACCCAGACACUUUUACAUUUGAUAAGCUCGCUGGUGUGCGGAUUGUCGGCGAGGAAGUGUCCGCAGAGCAACCACUGGAGAAUCCUCACCUCCUCGGCCGACCAAACGGUGAAGCUGUUUCGCUUGGCAAACAAGCUAGACAAAAAUCGGCAUGUCCGGUGGGUGACGCAGUACAGUUCCACGCCGGCCUACGACAACUUCGGAUUUCGCGACACCAUGGGAAGGCACGACUCGCUGACCCGGGUGUACUGAGAAAGGGCCUAGGGUAGAAUGUUGUGCUCAGCAGGUCGGAAAUAGCACGAGGCAUGUAAACUGGAGUUGGCAUCAUAGUACACAUAGAAAUUUCAAUAUUUUCAACUGAAAGAAAGGGACCAGAAAGAUCAACGCUGUAUUCUUGUUGUUGACGUCAAGCUGCUCAAAUAUUUUCAAGGUUUUGGUGUUGUCAGUGCAAAACUGAGAACAUGUCAUUUUUCGGAUCGAAGAACGCGAACAAAAACAAAAUUCAAGAUGCUCAGUACUUAUGCAAAUCUUCAGGCAUACGCAUACAGAAGGUGUGUGGUACUUGUACCCUGCAUAUUCGUGUGUGAUAGCAGUGCUCGCGUUUGGCGUUCCUCGUCGAUAGUGUGAUCGGUCAGUUUCGCUUUCGAUGUAGUGUAGCAAUAUGCAAUUCCUAGAUGUUGCGACUGCCCUUUCGUCGGUCUGCCCGUGUCUGCCAUUUUGAAAAAA